Molecule: messenger RNA, 684 nt
Organism: Striga asiatica
Lineage: Eukaryota; Viridiplantae; Streptophyta; Magnoliopsida; Lamiales; Orobanchaceae
Source: the annotation of a GenBank genome assembly
AUGUCCGGUCGUCGUGAAGUUGUGCAUGGCAUGCCAGGUAAAUACAUAUGGGUAACUUACAAAGAAGUUUCUGACAUUGUGCUGCAAAUUGGUAAUUCCAUUUGCAGCUGUGGAGUUGCGGACAAAGGACGGUGUGAAAUUUAUGGUGCUAAUUCUCCUGAGUGGGUUCUAAGUAUGGAGGCUUGUAAUGCUCAUGAACUCUAUUGUGUUCCUUUGUCUGACAUUUUGGGUGCUGGAGCAAUAGCAUACUUCACGUGCCAUGCAGAAUCUACACUUGAUUUUGUGGGACAAAAAAUAAUCUUUGAUCUGCCAAAUCCUUUCCUUGGGGAUAUUGGUGAAUGGCAGCCUGAGGGGAGCUUGAAGUUUGUUUAUUUCAGAAGGAAUAAUUUUAAACACUCAGGAGAAGAAUAUGUGGAAGUGGAAAAUUUCGAGAAAGUCUAUGAUAUUGUCUCGAUAUUGGUAUACGGGAACAAUUGGGAGGCCUUUCUUGUUGCUAUUAUUAAUCCAACCAAACAAGCAGUGGAGCAAUGGGAAGCACAAAAUUUCCUUGUUGCUAUUAUUAAUCCCAACAUCCAAGCAGUGGAGAAAUGGGCAGCACAAAUUGGUGUGUCUGGGGACUGCAAUGCCCUCUUUGCUUUUCUGGGGGAUUUCUUGUGGGAAGGGUUGGGUUUUCGGGUGUUUUGA